Molecule: messenger RNA, 1878 nt
Organism: Aspergillus niger
Lineage: Eukaryota; Fungi; Ascomycota; Eurotiomycetes; Eurotiales; Aspergillaceae
Exons: 9
Coding region: 1-1878 (625 amino acids)
Biological process (GO): transmembrane transport; carbohydrate transport
Cellular component (GO): membrane
Molecular function (GO): carbohydrate:proton symporter activity
Source: RefSeq, a predicted model, not a curated record
AUGGCCUCCAGUACUCAGAAUCCCAAUGGCGGUUUCGCCUUGAUAUACCAAAACCCCUACCUGCUGGGCGUUGCAUCGUUCUCCACCUUAGGUGGGCUGCUCUUUGGCUAUGAUCAGGGCGUGGUUUCCGGUGUGAUAACCAUGCAAUCAUUCGGCGCUCGAUUCCCUCGAGUAUACAUGGACAGCAGCUUCAAGGGGUGGUUUGUGUCGACCCUAUUAAUCUCUGCUUGGUUUGGCUCCCUCAUCAACGGCCCUAUCGUAGACCGAAUAGGCCGCAAACUAUCCAUCAUCACCGCUGUCGUUGUAUUCGUCGUUGGGUCCGCCAUCCAAUGCGGUGCCGUUAAUAUACCAAUGCUCUUUGCUGGACGUGCAAUCGCAGGCGUAGCCGUUGGGCAACUAACCAUGGUGGUACCUCUGUAUAUCUCCGAAGUCUCCAUUCCCGAAAUACGCGGUGGUCUUGUCGUUCUCCAACAACUCUCCGUCACCAACGGCAUCCUAAUCAGUUACUGGAUUGACUACGGCACAAACUACAUCGGGGGCACCCGCUGCGCCCCCAAUAUUCCUUACACAGGCGGCACCGCCUCCUCCCCAUCCUUUGAUCCCUACACAGACAUCCCCUCCGACGGCAUCUGCACCGGCCAAUCCGAAGCAUCCUGGCGUCUACCACUAGCCAUCCAGAUCAUCCCAGCCCUUACACUCGGCCUGGGGAUGCUCUUUUUCCCAGACUCCCCUAGAUGGCUACUAAUGAAAGAACGAGACGACGAAGCUCUCCAGGCACUUUCCAGGCUACGUCGACAAUCUACAAACAACCCAGACCUAACAAACGAAUACCUCGAGAUCAAAGCAUCCAUCAUGUUAGAGAACAGUUUCGCUAGAGAACGGUUCCCGGAGUUAUCUGGGUUCAGGCUGCAUGCUGCGCAGUAUAUCUCACUCGUAACCACAUGGGCGCGAUUCAAGCGCCUAGCGAUCGGAUGCUGUAUUAUGUUCUUUCAGCAGUUUAUGGGCUGUAACGCUAUAAUCUACUACGCACCAACAAUUUUCGCUCAGCUGGGCCUUGAUGGAAACACCGUACGCUUUAACCUUAUCUUAUUUAUCUCAGGAGGAGCUGAUGAGACUGACACGACCAAACAGAGCUCCCUCCUAGCCACCGGAGUCUACGGGAUCAUCAAUUGCCUUAGCACCCUCCCUGCGCUUUUCCUGAUCGACAAAGUCGGUCGAAGAGGUUUGCUCAUGUCCGGUGCCACGGGGACCUGUAUCUCACUGGUAAUCGUGGGUGCGAUUAUUGGGGUCUACGGAUCGGAUCUAGUCCAUCAUCAGUCUGCCGGAUGGGCCGGGAUCGCGUUCAUCUAUAUCUACGAUAUCAACUUCUCAUACUCUUUUGGUUUGUUUACUCCUAUCGGAUGGGUCCUGCCAUCGGAAAUCUUCAAUCUAUCCAUACGCUCCAAAGCUAUCUCCAUCACAACUUCCGCUACUUGGAUGUGUAACUUGUAUGUUGAGGAAGUCCUAUGUUUUUUAUCCAGUUUUUUAAUCAUGAUGGUCAUGACUCAUUCUCGACAUUUGCACCUAGUAUCAUCGGCCUCGUCACCCCUGAUAUGCUUGACUCGAUCACCUGGGGUACCUAUAUCUUUUUCGCAGCUUUCUGCCUCCUGGCAUUCGGGUUCACGUUCUUCUUUAUCCCAGAGACCCGUGGAAAGGUAUGCUUGGGUUGCCCUUGGCUAUCCUUUAGACGUCACUAACAUGGCUACCUUGUUUAGACUCUGGAAGAUAUGGAUCUCAUCUUUGGUGACACGGCUGCCCAUGAGGAAAAACAGCGUAUUGUCGGAAUCGAGGCUCAACUGCGUGGCAUUGAUGGUCCCACGGUCGACCCAGAAUUCGUGA